AUGUCAAAAGUGUUGGUGUUCAUCGAGGGCAAAAUUACAGAAACAGUUAUUAAACGCAAGCCGAUUAAAUAUUUGAUGAGCAGUAACAUCUUUAAUGACGAAUGGAGGUUUGAUUUCAGAGAAUUUCGCUUUGUGCAGGCUAUGAUGUUCGCAAUUGAAGAAAUAAACAGGAACCCUACACUGCUCCCGCACUUUACGCUGGGUUCCCAGAUUUAUGAUUCUUGUAGCAUGCUGUCCUUGUCUAUGAAAGCAUCCUUAAAGAUUUUGAAUGGGCGAAGGGAUGCAGUUUCAGAGGAUAACUGUCGGAAUGUGAAUGCUAUUGUUGCGGAUUCUGGAUCCUCACAGUCCGCCGCAGUUUCAAGGCUAUUAAGCCCUUUCAGAAUUCCCAUGGAAACUUUUGCAGUAUUUGAAAUGGUCAAUUUCACCGCUAAGAUUGCAGAAACUGUGCACUUCAAAGAAAUUGGGGAUCCUGUGGCAAGGUACGACAUUGUAAACUGGCAAAGUGCUGGGGUUGCGGCUGAUAUAGUUACGGUCGGAUAUUAUGAUGGAUCUGCGCCUCCAGGCGAAGAAUUCUCCGUUGUCGAAGAAGCAGUUGUUUGGAGUGAGGGGCGAAGGAAGGCAAUUUGCUAUGAAAGUUGUACUGCUGGAACAAGGAAAGCUGCCAGAAAAGGGCAACCUAUUUGCUGCUUUGAUUGUGUGGAGUGUGCUGAAGGUGAGAUCAGUAAUAUUACAGAUUCCUCCACAUGCGUAAAAUGUCCUUGGGAUUAUUGGCCAAAUGAACAGCAAAACCAAUGCAUACUGAAGAUAACAAAAUUUCUCUCCUUUGAGGAGAUCAUGGGAAUUGUUUUGCUGAAACUGGCAUUAACUGGAACCAGCUUCACAGUAUCUGUAAUCAUAAUUUUCUGCAUUCACAUCAACACUCCCUUUGUUAAAGUCAACAAUGCAGAAUUAAGCUUUCUGUUUCUUUUUGCUUUAGUGCUGUGCCUUCUCCACUCAAUAAUGUUCAUUGGAAAACCUUCAGACUGGUUUUGCAUGCUAUGCCACAUAGUAUUUGGGAUUACUUUUGUUCUCUGUGUUUCUUGUGUUUUGAGCAAAACCGUUGUUGUAAUGAUGGCCUUUAAUGCAACUCUUCCUAAUAGUAACAUGAUGAAGUGGUUUGGGCCAGUACAACAACGCCUGGCCAUUUUCACCCUUACAUUUGUACAAUGUCUAAUAUGCACGGCCUGGCUAAUUGCAUCACCACCCUAUUCAUUGAAAAAUGCUAAUUAUUUUAAAGAUAUUAUUAUCUUAGAAUGUGAUGUUGGGUCUGUGAAAGCCUUUUCCUUGGUUCUUGGUCAUAUUGGAUUUUUGUCCUGUGUUUGCUUUGUGGUUGCUUUUUUAACUCGCAGAUUGCCAAACAAUUUCAACGAGGCCAAAUGUAUUACUUUUAGCAUGUUUACAUUCUGUGCAGUUUGGAUAACAUUCAUUCCUUCUGAUGUGAGUUCUCCUGGCAAACACAUGGUGGCUGGAGAAGCGUUUGCCAUUCUGGUAUCCAGCUUUGGCCUACUUGUCUGCAUUUUUGUUCCUAAAUGUUACAUUAUCCUGUUAAAACUGGAAAAGAAUACAAAGAAAUAUUUGAUGCAAAAAGUCACUUGAAAUAAAAGAUACUCCUCAUUUUCCCUUGAUUUAACACCUUUGUAG
Molecule: messenger RNA, 1680 nt
Organism: Rhincodon typus (whale shark)
Lineage: Eukaryota; Metazoa; Chordata; Chondrichthyes; Orectolobiformes; Rhincodontidae
Product: extracellular calcium-sensing receptor-like
Exons: 5
Biological process (GO): G protein-coupled receptor signaling pathway
Cellular component (GO): membrane
Molecular function (GO): G protein-coupled receptor activity
Source: RefSeq, a predicted model, not a curated record